Molecule: messenger RNA, 276 nt
Organism: Rotaria socialis
Lineage: Eukaryota; Metazoa; Rotifera; Eurotatoria; Philodinida; Philodinidae
Source: the annotation of a GenBank genome assembly
AUGACAAUAGUUUUGGCUCAAGCUAACAAAGAACGCGAACAAUUUGCUGAUCUAUUACAGAAACGAAAACAUCUCAAUGGCUAUUGGGUAGGCAAACGAUAUAUUCUUGCAUCGGAUGAAGAUCCAUCAUUUGAUAGUGAAGAAGACCUUUCAGCUGGAAAACGAGCAUCCUAUUUAGUGGGCAAGCGUGGUACAUAUUUGGUUGGUAAACGUGCCUCGUAUCUGGUCGGACGUAAACGACGUGAUCUGAUGGCUAACAAUAAUUUACAACAAUAA